Molecule: messenger RNA, 7082 nt
Organism: Galeopterus variegatus (Sunda flying lemur)
Lineage: Eukaryota; Metazoa; Chordata; Mammalia; Dermoptera; Cynocephalidae
Gene: SCN7A
Product: sodium channel, voltage-gated, type VII, alpha subunit
Exons: 24
Coding region: 5-5050 (1681 amino acids)
Biological process (GO): membrane depolarization during action potential; neuronal action potential; sodium ion transmembrane transport
Cellular component (GO): axon; voltage-gated sodium channel complex; plasma membrane
Molecular function (GO): voltage-gated sodium channel activity
Source: RefSeq, a predicted model, not a curated record
GGAAAUGUCAACUUCCCCAGAACCUAAGGGCCUUGUCCCCUUCACCAGAGAGUCUUUUGAGCUUAUAAAACAGCGUAUUGCUAAAAAACACAAUGAGGAACCUGACGAAGAAGAUUUAAAGCCAAACAUUGACUUGGAAGUUGGCAAAGAGCUUCCAAUUAUUUAUGGAAAACUUUCUCGAGGAAUGGUGUCAGAGCCCUUGGAAGAUGUGGACCCAUACUACUACAAGAAAAAAAAUACUUUCAUGGUAUUAAAUAACAACAGAACAAUCUUCAGAUUCAACGCCACCUCCAUCUUGUGUACAUUGUCUCCUUUCAGUCCUAUUAGAGGAACAACUAUCAAGGUUUUGGUACAUCCCUAUUUUCGACUGUUAAUUUUAAUUAGUGUCCUGACUGAUUGCAUGUUUAUGACAAUGAAUAAUUUGCCAAAAUGGGGACCAGCAGUAGAGAAUACUUUGCUUGGAAUUUACACAUUUGAAAUACUUGUAAAACUCUUUGCAAGAGGCAUCUGGUCAGGAUCUUUUUCUUUCCUUGCUGAUCCAUGGAACUGGCUUGAUUUCAGUGUAACUUUCUUUGAGCUUAUAACAAGAUAUUCACCUCUAAACUACAUGCUAAGGCUUCAAACUGCAAGAACUUUGAGAAUUUUGAAAAUUAUUCCUUUAAACCAAGGUCUGAAGUCUCUUGUAGGGGUCCUGAUCCAUUGCUUGAAGAAACUUACUGGUGUCAUUAUCCUAACUCUGGUUUUUCUGAGUGUAUUUUCUGCAACUGGAAUGGGGCUCUUCAUGGGAAACCUGAAGCACAAAUGUUUGAGAUGGCCCCAAGAAAAUGAAAAUGAAACUCUGCACAACAGAACUGGAAACCCAUAUUAUAUUCGAGAAACAGAAAGUUUUUACUAUUUGGAAAGAGAAAGAGAUGCUCUCCUUUGUGGCAAUAGAACAGAUGCUAGUCAGUGUCCUGAGGGAUAUGUGUGUGUAAAAGCUGGCAGAAAUCCUAAUUACGGCUUCACAAAUUUUGACAAUUUUGGCUGGGCCUUAUUGGCCCUAUUUCGUUUAAUGACUCAGGAUUACCCCGAAGCACUUUAUCACCAGAUCCUGUAUGCUUCUGGAAAGGUCUACAUGAUAUUUUUUGUUGUGGUGAGUUUUUGGUUUGCUUUUUAUAUGGCAAGUUUGUUCUUGAGCAUACUUGCUAUGGCCUAUGAAGAAGAAAAGGAGACAGCUGCUGAAAAAGCUAAGAAGAUUGAACCAAACUUUAAACAGACUAUAAAAGAACUUCAGAAUGAAGCAACUGAGACCAAGACUACACAAAUAGAAAUGAAGAAUAGAUCACCAGCUGCCAUGAACACAUCUUUGGAUAUAUUGGAAGAUGCUACUCUCAGACAUAAAGAAGAACUUAAAGAAUGUAGGAAGAAAUGCCCAUUGUGUUGGUAUAAGUUUGCUAAAACUUUCUUGAUCUGGAAUUGUUCUCCCUGUUGGCUAAAAUUGAAAGAGUUUGUCCAUAGGGUUGUAAUGGACCCAUUUACUGAUCUUUUCCUUAUCAUAUGCAUAAUUUUAAACAUACAUUUUUUGGCCAUCGAACAUUAUCCAAUGAGUGAAGAAACCAACAAUCUACUCAGCAUUGGAAACCUGGUUUUUAUUGGAAUUUUUACAGCAGAAAUGAUUUUAAAAAUAAUUGUCAUGCAUCCAUAUGGGUAUUUCCAAGUAGGUUGGAACAUUUUUGAUAGCAUAAUUGUGUUCCUUGGUUUAGCAGAACUUUGUCUAGUGCAUAUUGAAGGAGUAGCUGCGUUUCGAUUGUUCAGGAUGUUGCGAAUUUUCAAAUUGGGGAAAUAUUGGCCAACAUUUCAGAUUCUGAUGCUGACUCUUAGUAACUCAUUGGUGGCCCUGAAAGACUUGGUCCUGCUGUUGUUCACCUUCAUCUUCUUUUCUGCUGUGUUUGGGAUGAAGUUGUUUGGUCUGAAUUACAAAAAACAUGUCUGCCGCAUAGAUAAAGACUGUCAACUCCCACACUGGCACAUGCAUGACUUCUUCCACUCCUACCUGACUGUGUUUCGAAUUCUAUGUGGAGAGUGGAUAGAGACCUUAUGGGACUGCAUGGAGGUAGCAAACAAAUCCUGGUGUAUUUCUUUUUACAUGAUGGUCAUUUUAAUUGGAAACUUAUUGAUACUUUACCUGUUUCUGGCAUUGGUGAGCUCAUUUAGUUCAUACAAGGCUGCACCAGCUGAAGAGAACAGUGAGGCAGAAAAUCCCCAGCUUGCAAUGGCAAAGAUUAAGAAAGGAAUAAACUAUGUGCUUCGUAAAAUAUUAUCCGUAAAAAAACAAAGUAUUUCAAAGGAGACAAUGGACCAUGUAAAUAAUAUGUAUGUAAAAGAGAAUGUCUCUGACCACACCCUUUCUGAAUUGAGCAACACCCAAGAUUUCCUCAAGGAUAAGGAAAAAAGCAGUGGCACAGAGAAAAACACAACUGAAAAUGAGAACCAAUCACUUAUUCCCAGUCCUAGUGUCUCAGAAACUGUACCAAUUGCUUCAGGAGAAUCUGAUAUAGAAAAUCUGGAUAAUAAGGAGAUCCAGAGCAAGUCAGGUGAUGGAAGCAGCAAAGAGAAGAUAAAGCAGUCUAGCUCAUCUGAAUGCAGCACAGUUGAUAUUGCUAUCUCUGAUGAAGAAGAAAUGGUCUAUGAACAUGAAAAGCCAAGACAUCUUAAAAACAGUUAUGGACGGAGAUCUUCACCUGGUCAAAUCAGUAGAGACUCCAAGAGAGGAAAAAUUUGGCAGAACAUAAGGAAAACCUGCUGCAAGAUAGUUGAGAACAGUUGGUUUAAGUGUUUUAUUGGCCUUGUCACUCUGCUCAGCACAGGUGCUCUGGCUUUUGAAGAUAUAUAUAUUGAUCAGAAAAAGACUAUUAAAAUCUUAUUAGAAUAUGCUGACAUGAUCUUCACUUACAUCUUCAUUCUGGAAAUGCUUCUAAAGUGGAUGGCAUAUGGUUUUAAAGCCUAUUUUACUAAUGGGUGGUACAAGCUGGACUUCAUGGUUGUUACUGUGUUUUGUCUUAGCUUAAUAGGCAAAACUCGGGAAGAACUAAAACCACUUACUUCUAUUAAGUUCCUUCGGGCACUCAGAGUUCUAUCUCAAUUUGAAAGAAUGAAGGUGGUUGUGAGAGCUUUGAUUAAAACAACUUUACCCACUUUGAAUGUGUUUCUGGUGUGCCUUCUGAUCUGGCUAAUUUUUAGUAUCCUGGGAGUACACUUAUUUGCUGGUACAUUCUAUGAAUGCAUUGACCCAACAAGUGGAGAAAGGUUUCCUAUAUAUGAAGUCAUGAAUAAGAGUCAGUGUGAAAGCCUUGUGUUUAAUGAAUCCAUGCCAUGGGAGAAUGCAAAACUAAACUUUGAUAAUGUUGGAAAUGGCUUCCUUGCACUGCUUCAAGUGGCAACAUUUAAUGGAUGGAUCACUAUUAUGAACUCAGCAGUUGAUUCUAUUAAUGUAAAUGUGCAGCCUAAUUUUGAAGACAACAUCUAUAUGUAUUGCUACUUUAUCAACUUUAUUAUCUUUGGAUUAUUUCUCCCUCUGAGCAUGCUGAUUGGUGUUAUUAUUGCCAAUUUCAACAAGCAUAAAAUAAAGCAGGGAGGCUCAAAUAUCUUUAUAACAGUAAAACAGAAGAAACAAUAUCGUUGGCUGAAGAAGCUGAUGUGUGAGGGUUCUGAAAGACCAAUACCUCGCCCAGGAAACAAGUUCCAAGGGUUUAUUUUUGGCUUGGUAACAAAUCAAGUUUUUAAUCUUGUCAUUGUGGUUCUUAUCUGUUUCCAAGUAAUAACUAUUAUGAUACAAAGUGAUGAACAGAGUCCACAAAUGGAAACUGCUCUCUACUGGGUUAAUUCAAUUUUUGUUAUACUGUAUACUACUGAAUGUGUAAUGAAGCUCGUCUCUUUCCGUUGUUACUAUUUCACUGUUGGAUGGAACAUUUUUGAUUUUAUGGUGGUCAUUUUCUCUAUUACAGGACUGUUGCUGCCUAUGACAAUAGGAUACUAUCUUGUGCCUCCUUUACUUGUGCAACUGAUACUUCUCACACGGAUAAUCCACAUCCUGCGUCUUGGGAAAGGUCCAAAGGUGUUCCAUAAUCUGAUGCUUCCUUUGAUGCUGUCCCUCCCAGCAUUGUUGAACAUCAGUCUUCUCAUCUUCCUGGUCAUGUUCAUCUACGCCAUCUUUGGAAUGUAUAACUUUGCCUAUGUUAAAAAGGAAGCUGGAAUUAAUGAUGUGUCCAACUUUGAAACCUUUGGCAGCAGUAUGAUCUGCCUUUUCCAAGUUACAACAUUUGCUGGUUGGGACGGCAUGCUCAAUGCAAUUUUCAAUAGUAAAUGGUCUGACUGUGAUCCUGAUAAAAUUAACCCUGGAACUCAGGUUAGAGGAGAUUGUGGUAACCCCUCUGUUGGGAUUUUUUACUUUGUCAGUUACAUCCUCAUAUCAUGGCUGAUCAUUGUAAAUAUGUAUAUUGUUGUUGUCAUGGAGUUCUUAAAUAUUUCUUCUAAGAAAAAAGCCAAGACCUUGAGUGAAGACGAUUUUAGGAAAUUCUUUCAGGUGUGGACGACAUUUGAUCCUGACAGGACUCAGUACAUAGACUCAAGCAAGCUUUCAGAUUUUGCAGCUGCUCUUGAUCCUCCUCUUUUCAUGGCAAAACCAAACAAGGGCCAGCUCCUUGCUUUGGAUCUUCCCAUGGCUGUUGGGGACAGAAUUCAUUGUCUUGACAUCUUACUUGCUUUCACAAAGAGAGUUAUGGGUAAAGAUGUGAGGAUGGAGAAAGUCCUUUCAGAGAUAGAAUCAGGGUUUACGUUAGCCAACCCUUUCAAGAUCACAUAUGAGCCGAUUACAACUACUCUGAAACGCAAACAAGAGGCGGUUUCAGCAACCAUCAUUCAGCGUGCUUAUAAAAGUUACCGCUUAAGGCAAAAUGACAAAAAUACAUCAGAUAUUAACAUGAUAGGUGGUGAAAGAGAUGUUCAAACUACUAAAGAACAUGUCUAUUUUGACAAAGCUAAGGAAAUGUCAACUAUGCAGGGCCAGAUCUAAUUCCACUUACCACCUUUUACCUUCUUUAUAUCCCAAACUAGUUAAAAGUUUAAAUCAGAAAUAAAAGAUCAGAGAAAGUACAGAUUAUGAUCAAUUGUUUACAAGCCAUGGAAGUUAAGCUUGUAUUUACAAGACUCCUUGCCAGAUUCACUUUUUACCCCUGUAUGUUCAGUCUAACCAAUUUAUCAGGAAAAACAACCCCGUAAUAUUGCUGUAGUGAGUUAAAGUGGGUUAAAUUUGCCAUUUGACAAUCCAGGGUUUGUUUUCUCUAAAUGGCUUAUAUGGUGUGUGCCUCUCCUGGAGGAUGGGGGGAGGGGAGAUGGUGGUAGAGAUUAGCAGCUAAAAGGGCUUCCUUGUGUAUUGUUUGUCUAAUUUGAUGGGCUUCAAGUCACCACUAUUGGGACUUAGUUACAAAUAAACCAGUGCUUUCUUAAUGUGGUAUAGUGUUUAAAAAAUAGUAAAAUGCUACAGACCAUUAAAUCACAAACUUGCCUAGACAAGUGCCAAUUGGGGGAGGGGAGAGGGAAGUUCUUUAGAAAGUGCCUUUGAGAUCAAUCACAGACACUUUCAGGCUCAUUAAAAACACACAUUUGAACAAGAUUGGUUGAAGCCCGGUUUUUGUUUUUGUCUGUUCUUUUUUUUGGCACUGGAAAUUAAUGUCACAUUGCUCUUGGACUCCCGGUUUCUCAUCUCUUUAACUAGUUCUACCUAAGCUCCAGCUCUUCAGCAGGAUGGAUUUGUAGAACAAGAAGCAUAAAGGAAACUAGAGUUAUUGCCUAUAUUUCCCUCAUUUUCUUCCUAUUUACACAUUUCUAAAAAGUAUUUAUUACAUUUACUAAAAUGACAUAACAGAUAAUAUGUUAAUAGACUGAAGCUUUACCCUAUCAUAAAACUAAUGUAUCUCCACCAUUUAUCUGUUAUGUAACAUUGAGUGUGUAAGAUCUGGCAAAUGCAUGUCAUAAUAUAAAUUAGAAGAGUGGAGAGCAACCAUUAUGUCUAGAGAUGCUCACUGUGUCUUGACCUUUAAUUGGGAAACUGUGGCUACUUUAAAGUACUUUUCACUGUAUUUUAGGCUUCUUUAUAACCUAGAGAAAAAAAAUGAUCAUUCAAACUAUGAGGACUGUGAAUUUGGAGAUAAAAGUGUAAGUUUGUUGUUGUUUUAUAACAUUAGUGUAUGCAAGUUAGUUUUCACUUACUUAUCUUUCCAAGAUUUUUUGUUUUCAUCUCAUCAUACACAUAAUUACUUUGUAAAAUGUCAUAUUUGAAAAAUGUUAAAAUCUUAAAUAUUAGUUUUCAUUACUGAAAUCAUUUUUGAAAGAUAGGCACAAAUAAUUGUUUUUCAAAUGAUUUAUAAAGAUGCAGUCCUUUACAUCCAUGUAGUUUGAGAUUCUCUUUGUUCCAUUUGUAUGAAGAUUUACUUCAGUGUGCCUAUGAAUUCCUAAAGAAUUCAAAAAGAUAAUCUGUAUACUGUUGACAAAAAAUAAGCUUUAAAUAUGUUGUAUGACAUUCAAUAUUAUUUACAUACCAGUAAUUGUAUUUUAUUAUGAAUGCACAGUCUUGAGCCUUAACUAUUAUAGUCUAUUUCUGCUCCUAAGAAAUUUAAUAACAUUACCAAGAUGCCUUUGAGGGAUCCCCUAAGUAAAUGUAAUUUUGGGGUUCUGGUUUUUUCUAUGUGUUCCUUCCCAUGCUCCUCCAGUUCUCCAUCAUGUGAUGGGGACCAGGGAGGAAGCCGUGUUAACUUGGUGACAUGGUGACAGCUGGUGCUUUAUCUAAGCUUCUCAGUUUUCUAUUUCUUGGGAAUGCUUUAAUGUAUAAACUGCUUCACAUAUUUAAACUGAGUCAUAACUUGCUUCUGUAAAUUCCAUAAAGACCACAAACUGAUUUUAGUUUGAAAAUCAUAGCUUUUACUUAUAAACUGUGUUUGCCAGUUACCUUCCAAAAACGCUAUAAAGAAUUAUUUUUAACAAAAACAUACAAUGUAUUCUACUUUUUAGAUUCUAUAGAAAAUAAUAAAAACAGCCUGUUAACCACA